Hippoglossus stenolepis (Pacific halibut) is the source of this 2172-nucleotide messenger RNA. It is a transcript of the gene lcp2a, whose product is annotated as lymphocyte cytosolic protein 2a. NCBI's taxonomy places the organism in Eukaryota, Metazoa, Chordata, Actinopteri, Pleuronectiformes, Pleuronectidae. The record is from RefSeq and is a predicted model, not a curated record. Gene Ontology annotation, biological process: intracellular signal transduction; cell surface receptor protein tyrosine kinase signaling pathway.
GACGGAGGCUGAGACAGAAGACACGUCUUUCAGGGGACGACAGGAGGACGCAGGAUGAGCUCAGACAGAGUCCCGUCCAGGUCGGAGGUGAUGGGGUGGAGCCCACAGCAGCUGGCAGACUUCAUGAAGAGGAUGAAUCUGUCUGGAUGUGACAAAACUGUGAUGAAGAAUUCAAUCAACGGCUCCAGGUUUGUGAAUCUGAGCAGUAACGACCUGCAGAAGUUUCCUAAACUCCACGCUCCGAUGAUCUCAAAGAUCAGCAGUGAAAUCAGCAGGAAGGAGGAGAGAAGAGGUUUAUUCUCUAAAAAGACGACGCCCAAAUACAAGGAACCAGAGACCACUGCUGAAGUUCAGGGCUGGGGUGAAGACGAGUUUGACGAUGAAGAGUUCGACGAUGACUACGAGAGUCCGAACAGCGGCGGCGAGGACGGCAGCAGUGACGACUAUGAGUCUCCAAAUGAUGACGCGGACGGAGCCAAUGACUACGAGCCUCCUCCCUCCGAACCACCAGAGGACCUGGCUCACAAGCUGUGCCCCACCCUGCCCAUCGGAGACGGAGAGUACAUCGAUAAAAGGGAUAACCACAUGUCAUCCAAAGGCCCGCCCCCUGCAGUAUGUGCCCGCCCCCCGGUCUCUACGCUCGCUGCUCCGUCUCCUCGGACGCCGGGAGAGUCAUCAUCUAGAAGAGACGCCUCCCCCCACUGUGGAGGACGACAAUCAGGAAAAUUUCCUCCGGAGCCUCCGAAGAUCUUUCGAGCCUCCAAACCGGGAAGAGAGUCGAGGGACAACUUCUCCCCCAUCAGAGGACCUCACUCAACAGAGAGGCCGAGCCCACCGUCCUGGAAGCCUCAGUCGAACGUCCAGGAUCCUCCUCCCUGGUCCAAACAUCCCGUUCUCCCCCUCCUCCUCCUCCCUCCUCCUCCCUCCUCUGUCAGCAGGUCAAACUCCUCCCCCCGGCCGCCUCCCAACAGGUUUGAUCCAAGAAGAGAUCAAACACAUGAUGAAGCUCCAAAACACAACACCUUCCCCCUCCACAGUAAGAGUCUGCCCCCCCGCCCUGGACUUCCUGCUCCCCCCUCACGUCACGGGGAAAGUAUGCCCCCUAGUGUUCACUCAGCAGGCUCUCUGCCUAACCAACUGCAGCCAGUGUGCAGCAAAGCCGAACUAAGAGGCAGCUUCGUUGGAUCGUUUCGUCCUCCACCAUCACACACACAGGAGCUGGACCCUCGUUGGUACGUGGGUAAAGUGACCAGAGGUCAGGCAGAGGGAUGUCUGAAACAAGUCCAAAAGGACGGAGCGUACCUGGUGAGGGACAGCACCCGGCAGAUGGACAACCAGCCCUUCACCCUGAUGGUCUUCUACCAGGACAAAGUCUACAACAUCCAGAUUCGACAGCACAACCAGAACUUCCAGCUGGGGACCGGACUCAAAUUGCAGGAGUCUUUUCCAUCAGUGAGAGAAAUCAUCGCUCAUUACUCUCAGUCUCCUCUGCUCCUCAUCAACGCCAAGGACCGAAGCGCCGGUCAACAGAACCAGUGCCUCCUGUCGGACCCGGCCGGCGGCUACCUGACAGGACAGACCGGGUCCUGACCGGGUCCUGACCAGGUCCUGACCGGGUCCUGACCGGGUCCUGACCGGGUCCUGACCGGGUCGGACUAACCAGCAAACAGGAUCAGGAUCAAUGUCCACGUCAGACCUAACUGUCGUUGUUGUAAAUUUCAGAAGUAGAAUGAAGAUUUUUCAUUAUUUUCGUGACAGUGAGUAAAUAACAACAGUUUUUUGUUUUCAUUCUGAUUAUUGAGAAACCACAGUGUAGUUUUAUUUUGAAACUUCCUGUCAGAAAUGUUCUACAAUUUAAAUCAUGAUUCGAAAUUCACUUCAGUUAUUCCACGUUGUUUUGUUUAAAUAUGAAGCCACGCAAUUCUGUCCAUGUUCUCACUUCAGAUUCAUUUUUCAAUUUACUGUUAAUUUACUAAUUAAUGACUUUAAAUAAAGAUGACAACACGUCUCUACUUUCCCCAAAAAUAAGGCCAAAAUAUCUCACAUACGAACGCUGCCAUCUUGUGGUGAUAAUGUUAUUUACAGUCAGAGUCUGUGCAGCAGUGAUCGUGGGGUGGAGCCGUGGUAUCAAGGUCCCGCCCACACACCCUCUCAGUGAAUCAGGAGUCAGUC